UGGACUCAUUGCCUUCAAGAACUCAGCCAUGGCCAUCGAACUUUUUAUUAUUCCAAACACCCCCCAAGCGACGUACCAAAUAGGCAAUCCCAAAUCCUAUACACACCUGUCUGUCCUCUCCGGCUCUCAGAACUCCUUAUUUGAACAAAUUCUGGUUAAUCAUUUGAUGGGUUUCUGCCGUGAUUCGUGAAAAAGCAAUCCGAAAUCCUGGGGGGUUUUUCGACAUGGGAGGGCUUGAUGUUAAGGGGAGGGUUCGUAAAGAGCUUUCACCUGGGCCUGCCUACUAUGGGAUUUGUACUGUUGGAGGAAUGCUCAGUGCCGGAACUACUCACCUUGCAAUCACUCCCCUUGAUGUCUUGAAAGUCAAUAUGCAGGUGAAUCCAAUCAAGUAUAACAGCAUUUUAUCUGGGUUUUCUACCCUCCGGAAAGAACAAGGAGCUUGUUCUCUAUGGAGAGGUUGGUCUGGAAAGUUCAUUGGAUAUGGGGUUCAGGGUGGCUGCAAAUUUGGUCUUUAUGAAUACUUUAGGAGGCUGUACUCAGAUGUCUUGGUAGAUCAUAACCGGACUUUCAUAUUCUUUCUCAGCAGUGCAUCUGCUCAAGUAUUUGCUGAUGUCGCUCUCUGUCCAUUUGAAGCCAUCAAAGUCCGUGUUCAAACACAGCCUAAAUUCGCAAAGGGCUUGGUUGAUGGGUUUCCAAAAGUCUAUGCAACUGAAGGGCUGGCUGGAUUUUACCGUGGACUUUUUCCGCUUUGGGGCCGGAAUCUUCCUUUCUCCGUGAUAAUGUUCUCGACAUUUGAGCACUCAGUGGACCUUAUAUAUUGCAACAUGAUGCGAAGGAAAAAGGAAGAUUGCUCUAAAGCUCAGCAGCUUGGUGUAACCUGUUUAGCAGGAUAUGCAGCUGGAGCUGUUGGAACUGUAGUCUCUAAUCCUGCCGACAAUAUUGUUGCCUCACUUUACAACAGGAAGGCUGAAAAUGUGCUGCAGGCCAUGAAGAAUAUUGGGUUUGCCAACCUUUUCACUCGCAGUCUUCCAAUUAGGAUCACAAUAGUGGGGCCUGUAAUUACUAUGCAAUGGUUUUUGUAUGACACCAUCAAAAUUUUAUCUGGACUGCCUACUAGUGGAGGGCUUAGCAGAGAUGUGAAAGAAGCGAACCUAUCACCUUAAAGGUCAGUGGAGUCUGGAAGUUGUACCCUCAUAGGCUGAUCACUGCCAUACAAAAGAAGAUACAUGUCUAUUAUCACCGGGAUAGUUUCUAUAUUUAUUGAGCUUGUUUUCAGUAUUCUUUGACUCUCCUUUUCAAUUGCAUUUAGUAAUAUAGGAAACAAAAUAACUCUAUUUCUCUCAAAUACUAAUUUGAUAUAUAUGUCAUAACAAGAUGUCUGAACCAGUAUGCGGGUGUUAUGAGAUCCUUGUUUUGUAUAAUGAUCAGUCAUCAGUAUCAAUGUAAGUGCCAGUUUUGAUCAGGUAAUACUUGUAUGUUAUGUAACAAAUCAUGAACAACUACAGACGCUAUCUGGUGUCUGCCAUUGCAUAUUCCUGUUAAUGUCGGGUAAAU
Molecule: messenger RNA, 1554 nt
Organism: Tripterygium wilfordii
Lineage: Eukaryota; Viridiplantae; Streptophyta; Magnoliopsida; Celastrales; Celastraceae
Product: mitochondrial phosphate carrier protein 1, mitochondrial-like
Exons: 6
Coding region: 225-1163 (312 amino acids)
Biological process (GO): mitochondrial phosphate ion transmembrane transport
Cellular component (GO): mitochondrial inner membrane
Molecular function (GO): phosphate transmembrane transporter activity
Source: RefSeq, a predicted model, not a curated record